This is a messenger RNA of Mobula hypostoma (lesser devil ray), 1856 nucleotides long. RefSeq names its product carbonic anhydrase 4-like. The transcript is spliced from 9 exons. Lineage: Eukaryota; Metazoa; Chordata; Chondrichthyes; Myliobatiformes; Myliobatidae. Gene Ontology annotation, biological process: one-carbon metabolic process. Gene Ontology annotation, cellular component: plasma membrane. Gene Ontology annotation, molecular function: zinc ion binding; carbonate dehydratase activity. The coding region runs from base 145 to 1143 and encodes 332 amino acids. The record is from RefSeq and is a predicted model, not a curated record.
CGACUUUGAUGCGUUAAGUCUCGCCGCGGGGACAGGCAGAAUCGUCAGCAGCAACACACCCCGCAGGUGCACAUUCACCUUCCAGGGAACGCAGUCCUUCUCGGUCGGACACGUAUAGAAAAGCUCGAUACACGAGGGGAGACAAUGAUGUUUCUAAUCGCCAUCCUGCUCCUGGGAAUCCAACAACUCAAUGCAGCUACCGGUCCUUUCUGCUACCAUGACCCUGCAUGUGCUCCUGCCAAGUGGCCUGCCAAGUAUCCGGGUUGCAAUGGCACCCAGCAGUCCCCAGUCAACAUCAACACGGACAAAGCAGUCCGGAAGUGGAACCUCGGUCCCUUCUCCUUCCAAAACUAUGACAACUCCAGUCUGCUGCUCGAGAUCAUGCACACCAAGAACACCAUCAGAGUCACCACUAGCACCCAGAUGAAGCUGAGCGGAGGUGGACUGCCUGGUACAUACCUCGCCACCCAGUUCCACCUGCACUGGGGCAAUGGGAGCCAUUAUGGGGGGUCUGAGCACUGGAUGGAUGGCAGGCAGGCCAACAUGGAGCUCCACAUCGUCCACCGACGGCAGGGACUGAACCUGACCGACGUCUUUAAAAAGCCAGAGGGACUGGCAGUGCUGGGAUUCCUCAUCCAGAUUGAAUCCAACAUCUCCGAGGACCAGUCCUGGAAAAACCUGACCAAACUUGUCUCGAACCUGACAGAGGAUGGUGAUAAACUCACACUUGAUGGGGCAUUCUCGAUGAUGGAUCUCAUUGACAGCAUCAACCUCACCAAAUACUACCGGUACAAUGGCUCCCUCACCACUCCAGAGUGUAACGAGAUCGUCCUCUGGACUGUAUUCGAAGAACCCAUCCGCCUCAAUGCAUCACUGGUGGAAACUUUCUACGCCGACCUCUUUGUCAAUGCCACCCAAGGAAUACACUUGCUCAACAACUUCCGGCCCGUCCAGGAGAACAGGAACCCAAUCUGGGCCUCACGGGAGGCAUCCCAGGCAGCCCCCACAGUCAUCCCCACCACCACCCCCUCCAUCAUCCCCACCACCCCCACCAACCCCACCACCACCGGAGGGAGCUCAACUGUCUGGACUCACCCCCUUGGCCUGCUCCUGCCUCUGGCUUCCAUCCUGAAGUUGCUCUGAGUUCCUCUCCUCCACAGUGAAUGACACUCCCUUGCCCCACAUGGGGCAGGCAGAGAGGGGGGAGUUGAAGUGUUUAUAAGGACUGAUAGAGGGAGCCUUAAACCAUAAAAUCAAAUUGAAUCGAAUCAUAAGCACCUGAUGUGACAGGAAGGUGCCCCAUCCAACCUGAUCCAGUCUGGUGAGGGAUCGUAGGUUAAUUGGUUAUUAUAAAUUGUCCUGUGAUUGGGCUAGGAUUCAAUGGGUGGGGUGCUAGCCAGUGCAUCUCAUUGGGCCUUUUCUGCAGCUGUCUCAAAAAAAUCAAUCAACCAAUCAAUAACUUAUUAAAUAAAUACAGAACACCUAGAUCCACUCCAAUGGGAAGUCUGAUCCAGUCCAGUGAGGAGUUCACUCUCUCCCUGAUCAAUCUGAUGUCCAGUCCAGUUCAUUUCGAGCUAAUGGGUUGUGGAACAUUGGUGGGUGCCAUCAGGAUGGGGGCACAAGCUUAGCACUCUGUCCUCCCUGUGUUGAGAGUCUGGACUGUCAGCUGCAGAGCUCCACAGGGAGCAGAGCCGAAAUGCGGUCCCAAUCACCUUUGUGUGAUUGCACCCCAUCAUUUUCUCUGGUGACAGGAUGGGUGGCUGGGCAUGGUGCCUGAAUUACUGUGUCAGUUCAUAUUAUCUCAAUGCAUAAUUAUUUCAAUGAUUAAACUGCACUUUAUAUGUGACAUUGUGUCU